CCAUCCUGGAUGACAGACCAGCUGUGCUACACUGAGGAGGAGACGUCUGUCACUGGGCUUUACUUAGGUGGAGGAGUCUCUGGCGGCAAUACAUGAUAACUUUGCUGUGGUUUGGAGUUUCAUGACUUCUUGUAUUAUGGUCUAAGUUCCAUGAUAUGUGGAUGUAAACACACCUAAGAAAUGGCGUUUGAAGAAAAUACUGGGGACAGCAGCAGCUUUUUACAGGAUCUCGUCUUAGAUGACUCUGGGGGCAAAGUUGUCAUCAAAGAAAUCACAGAUGACACAUUCGCUGCAAAAAGUGGCCUGCAAGCUGGGGAUGAGAUUGUUGCAGCCACGAUACAGCUUGACCACCUCAAGAAAAACGAAGUGCUGAGCAUCCUGAAGGUCCUCGGGCCGUAUGAGGACAAUAUGAAGGUUGUGACAAAGAAGGACUUGACUGCCAGUGCUGGCCUUGGCUCCUUGGGCUUAGGCCUCAAAGACUCUAAAGAGGUGCUCCUAAAGAAGGACCUGCAACUGAAUGCUUCAGCCGAGACACCAGAUGUGUCCCUUGACGGCCUGAGUGGAACUUUAAAUGCUGCAAAGGGGUUGGGAGGUGAAAUAAAGGGUCCCACUCUCAAUGGAGAUCUUCCCAGUCUCAGUCUAGAUAAUUUCUCUGCUGAUACUGGAGGCAACUUUACAGUGUCCCCUACAGGACCAGAUAUCAAAACAGGUCUAGAUGGAACCCUCACAGCACCUGAUGUCAAUGUUUCAGCUCCCCAGCUCAACGCUCCCAGUGCCUCACUUGACAUUGAUAAACCAGAAAUCAGGACAGGUGACUUGAAAUACAAGGCCCCCAAGUUCAAAAUGCCACACUUUAGUUUCCCUCAGUUUCAAACACCAAAAGCAGGUGUGGAUGUGUCGGGUGACGUAGAUCUCCCCUCCGUCAGUGGUAAUGUAGAGACGUCAAAUCUGAAGUUGUCAGCUCCAAAAACAGAUCUCGAAUGUCCAGAUUUGGAGCUGAAUGGGCCAAAAGUAGGCCUAAACGGUUCUGGUGUAAAGUUAGACACACCAAAUGCUGAGAUUGAGACAACCUCACACAAAAUCAAGUGGCCCCAUCUAAAAUGGAAGGGUCCCAAAGCUAAAGCACCUGAUGUCGAUAUAAAUGCUGACCUGCCAACAGCUGAUGCCAGGAUUUCUGCAACAAAGAUUGAUGGCGAUCUAAGUACACCAGAUUUUGAUGUAAACUUGCCCACAGCCGAAGUCAAAAGCCCCGAUCUGGAUGUUCAAACCCCAGAUCUUGACAUUGAUGGCCGUUUUGGCAAAAUCAACUGGCCUCACAAGAAAUGGAAGAAGCCCAAAUUUCAUGGGCCUAAGGCAGACUUAGAUGGAGAUGUAGAUCUAAGCCCACCUGAUUUCUCAGCUUCAAAGAUUGACGGUGACGUUAAUGUACCAAAUGCUGAGCUGAAUCUCCUUAAUGCUGACCUGAGAGGUCCCGAUGUAAAUGCUGCAGAUGUUAACAUUGAUGCUCCAGGAAGAAUUAACUGGCCGCAUCUGAAGUGGGGAAAAAGUAAAGUUAACACCCCAAAAGCUGAUCUGGACUUGAAUGCAGAUCUGAGCACACCAGAUGUUGACCUGUCAGCCCCAAAAAUUGAUGGUGGGAUUAAGACACCUGAUAUUGAUGUGAAUUUACCCAAAGCCAGUGCUGAUGUUAAAGCACCAGAUGCUGACAUUGAUCUUCCUUCUAGCAAAAUCAAGUUCCCAACACUGAAAAAGAACAAGCUCCUGUUUUCUGGGACAAAGGUAAAAACCCCAGAUGUUGACAUUGAUGCUGAUGUAGCAGCACCUGACCUCAAAGUGUCAUCCCCUGAUGCCCCAGACAUUCAUCUGACAACACCAAAUGUGGACGCUGAAGUUCCAUCUGGAAAGUUUAAAUGGCUUUCUCUUAAAAGGCCAAAGUGGUCAGUCUCAGGUCCUAGGGUCGGUGAGACAGAUAUUGAUUUAGAUGCUGAUGUUUCAGCUCCUGACAUGAAUCUUUCAGCUCCAAAGAUUGAUGGUGAAAUAAACUUACCACAAGCUGAACUGGGAAGACAAAAUAUAGCUAUUGAUUCUCCAGAUGUUGACAUUGAAGGCCACACUGGAAAAUUCAAAUGGCUCAACUUUAAAAAACCCAAAUUUGGUACACUAAAAGGUCCAAAAGCUGACAUUGACGCUGAUGUGAAGGUGCCAGGUCUCGACCUCAAAGGGCCUGAUGUGGAUGUGAGAGCAGCAGAUGUUAAUCUUUCUGCACCAGAAAUUGCUGGUGGGAUUGAUUCUCCAGAUCUCAAUACCAGCAUGUCCAGUGCUGAUGUCAAAGGUCCAAAUAUGGAUCUUAAAAGUCCUGAUCUCAACCUUGAUCCACCUGAUGGCAAGAUAAAGUUACCAAAAUUCAAAUUACCAAAAUUCAAAGGGCUGAAUGCCAAAGGUCCUGAAUUAGAUGCUAAUUUAACAACACCAGACAUCGAUACCAGCCUUGACUUACCUGAAGUUGAUCUGGGUCGACAAAAUGUUGUCGUUGAAGCGCCAGAUCUGUCCUUGUCUGCACCGAAAAUUGAAGGUGGUCUUGAUGCAACAGAUCUUGACAUUAAUUUACCAAAUGCUGAUGUCAAAGGUCCAAAUAUGGAUCUUAAAAGUCCCGAUCUCAACCUUGACCCACCUGAUGGCAAGAUAAAGUUACCAAAAUUCAAAUUACCAAAAUUCAAAGGGCUGAAUGCCAAAGGUCCUGAAUUAGAUGCUAAUUUAACAACACCAGACAUUGAUACCAGCCUUGACUUACCUGAAGUUGAUCUGGGUCGACAAAAUGUUGUCGUUGAAGCGCCAGAUCUGUCCUUGUCUGCACCGAAAAUUGAAGGCGGUCUUGAUGCAACAGAUCUUGACAUUAAUUUACCAAAUGCUGAUGUCAAAGGUCCAAAUAUGGAUCUUAAAAGUCCCGAUCUCAACCUUGAUCCACCUGAUGGCAAGAUAAAGUUACCGAAAUUCAAAUUACCAAAAUUCAAAGGACCAAAGGUCAACGGUCCUGAAUUAGAUGCUAAUUUAACAACACCAGACAUCGAUACCAGCCUUGACUUACCUGAAGUUGAUCUGGGUCGACAAAAUGUUGUCGUUGAAGCGCCAGAUCUGUCCUUGCCUGCACCGAAAAUUGAAGGCGGUCUUGAUGCAGCAGGUCUUGACAUUAAUUUACCAAAUGCUGAUGUCAAAGGUCCAAACAUGGAUCUUAAAAGUCCUGAUCUCAACCUUGAUCCACCUGAUGGCAAGAUAAAGUUACCGAAAUUCAAAUUACCAAAAUUCAAAGGACCAAAGGUCAACGGUCCUGAAUUAGAUGCUAAUUUAACAACACCAGACAUCGAUACCAGCCUUGACUUACCUGAAGUUGAUCUGGGUCGACAAAAUGUUGUCGUUGAAGCGCCAGAUCUGUCCUUGCCUGCACCGAAAAUUGAAGGCGGUCUUGAUGCAGCAGGUCUUGACAUUAACUUACCAAAUGCUGAUGUCAAAGGUCCAAAUAUGGAUCUUAAAAGUCCUGAUCUCAACCUUGAUUCACCUGAUGGCAAGAUAAAGUUACCAAAAUUCAAAUUACCAAAAUUCAAAGGGCUGAAUGCCAAAGGUCCUGAAUUAGAUGCUAAUUUAACAACACCAGACAUCGAUACCAGCCUUGACUUACCUGAAGUUGAUCUGGGUCGACAAAAUGUUGUCGUUGAAGCGCCAGAUCUGUCCUUGUCUGCACCGAAAAUCGAAGGCGGUCUUGACGCAACAGAUCUUGACAUUAAUUUACCAAAUGCUGAUCUCAAAGGCCCUGAUCUACCAAAAGCAGACCUCCAGCUCCCUAAUCUCAACAUGAACGGAUCAGACCUCAGCCUGUCCUCACCCAAAGUUGAUGGAAAUGUUUCAGUACCAAACAUAGACAGUAAGUUACCAAAAGCUGAACUGCAAGUACCUAAUAUCACAGGAAAAUCUCCAGAUGUGGCAGACUUAAAAGGAGCUAAUGCACAGCUAAAAACACCUGAUCUAGAUCUUGAGCAACACCUUGGUGACUUUAAAUUGCCCCAUUUCAAACAUCCAAAACUUGAUCUUUCAAGUCCCAAAGGAGAUGUUCCCAGUGGUCUUCCUUCAGUUGAUGCUGGAAUUAAGACACCCAGCGUCAACAUAGACACUCCUACAGCAGAUGCCAACAUCUCUGUUGCUCCAGUAGAUUUGAGUGGACCAAAGUUAAAAGGAGACAUCGAAGGACCAAACGCAGAUGUGAAAGCUCCAAAUGUAGAUACUAACAUUGAAAAGCCCAAAUUUCCACAUUUCAAAUUUCCAAAGUUUAACUUGGGGUCUAAGAAAAGAUCUUCAGACGAUGAAAAUAAUGCAAGUCAUGACGAGGGAAGUGGAGUUGACUCUGAAACUGACACUGAGAUGGAGGUUCCGGCAUUCAAAUUCCACAGACUGCCUACGAACAGCAUUGAUGGCAUUGGAGAAAUUGAUGAUGCUUUUGGCUUAGCAAAAUCUGACACAGAUGACAAGGAGUAUGUCUUCAGCAAAGGGAUACGCUUGCCAAUAGUAAAUGCAACAUCAAAAACAGGAGAAAAGAUUGAUAUUAUGGAGAGACUGAAAAUGGCAAGGGAAAAAGCUCCCUUUGGUAACGUCUCUCCAACUGAGGAGAAAACGGAUAUUGGUCUGAAGUUCAAUGCCCCCAGUCUUGAUGUUGGUGGCUCCACAGAAACAGGAGAUCCCUCUUUAGUGAGAGCAGGUACUUUCAAAGUAGAAAAGCCAGAGUCUGAGUUGGGCCUGGUAGCCCCUGAAAUUUCUACAUCAGAUGAAAAUGACAAAAUGUCCUUGAGCCUCUCUAAUAUGCUCGGCCUUAAUAUCAAGAAUUGAGAUGCUGACUGAUUCUUGCAAAGGUAGCCUGAUAAACUGUCAGUCCAGAAAUAUUGUAAAUAUAUGUAACUAAACCAGUUCUACUCUUUAGUUUGUGACCAUAAAAGAGAAUUUAACUGCAGAUAAUGCUAGCUAUGGUAUUCUUCUUCUAUAAUAACCUAAUGAAAAAAGCUGUUUUAUAUACUAUGUGUAUAUUCCUGUUAUUUAUACAAGUUUUUCUUAAACACUGAGGAUUUGGAAAUGACCACCUCAGUAUUGCAUGUGAUCACAGUGAGCUGUUAAAGUUUCUGAGAAGUGAAUUACUAUACCUGAAAUAUUUUAAAGGAUAAGUGAGUUGUAUUUGUUUAUUUUUGUUCAAUAAAUUGCUCAGAUAUAUUA
This is a messenger RNA of Acanthochromis polyacanthus (spiny chromis), 5250 nucleotides long. Its product is annotated as neuroblast differentiation-associated protein AHNAK. Gene Ontology annotation, molecular function: protein binding. NCBI's taxonomy places the organism in Eukaryota, Metazoa, Chordata, Actinopteri, Pomacentridae. Gene Ontology annotation, biological process: regulation of RNA splicing. The transcript has 5 exons. The record is from RefSeq and is a predicted model, not a curated record. Bases 181 to 4872 code for a protein of 1563 amino acids. Gene Ontology annotation, cellular component: cytoplasm; nucleus.